Phacochoerus africanus (Common warthog) is the source of this 1273-nucleotide messenger RNA. It is a transcript of the gene SNTN, whose product is annotated as sentan, cilia apical structure protein. Gene Ontology annotation, molecular function: transition metal ion binding. Bases 18 to 461 code for a protein of 147 amino acids. The record is from RefSeq and is a predicted model, not a curated record. The transcript is spliced from 4 exons. Lineage: Eukaryota; Metazoa; Chordata; Mammalia; Artiodactyla; Suidae.
CAACAGGAGACCAGAAUAUGUGUGGCUGUGUUCACAGUACCCAGGACCAAGUGCACUGCUUGGAAGGGGAGCCCAAUCCUUCUGCAGCCCCGACAUCUACCUUGGCACCUAGGAAAAUGCCCAAAAGAAUUUCAGUAUCCAAACAACUGGCUUCAAUAAAAGCUCUGCGCAAGGGCUCAGAUCUGGAAAAAGCCAUCGCUACUGCUGCUCUGAUUUUCAGAAACUCUUCUGACCUUGAUGGCAAACUUGGAAAAACUACUGCCAAAAACCUGCUGCGAACCCAAUUCAGGAAUUUCACAGAGGGACAAGAAACCAAACCAAGAUACAAAGACCUCCUUUCUGAACUCGAUGAGCAUACAGAAAAUAAGCUGGAUUUUGAGGAUUUCAUGAUCUUACUGUUAAGCAUCACUGUAAUGUCAGAUCUGCUACAAGAUAUAUGGAGUGUGAAAGUUAGGCAAUAAACAGCUUUAAAUAUAUAGUUAGGUAAGUGAAUGGCAAAUGCCAGUGUUAAGUGAUUAAAAAUUUUUCUCAUUUUUAAUUAACUGAAGGUACCCAGCAUGUAUCUAUGGUUGCAUGGGAUGGUUCUGAUUGCUGAUAUUCAGACCCAGUACAACUAUAUAUAAAAAAAAAAUCUAUGCCAACUCUUCACGAAUGUUUAAAUAAUGCAGUCUCUGGUGUUUUACAAUAUGAUAGGUGUCAUAUAUCACUGAAUAUUGCAUUGCUUUUGCUGAGUCAGUAAUGUCUUACAGCACUUUUUAUUAUAGUCCUUACAGCCACUCACUCGAUCAUUCAUUCACUUAUUAAACAAUAUUACUAAGCCUCUCCUUGAUGGUAUUGCUGAGAAUACAGUAAUGAACCAGCUAAUCCGUGCCCUCACACAUGCCGGCAGAAGUCCAGCAGAAGAGAGAGACUACAAGCAAAUUAUCAAUCAAUUGUACAUACAGUGUAAUUGUGAUAAGGGCUCCAGGAAGCUAAGAGAGCUGUUAUCACUGACCUAGGAUCAAAGGUCAGAAAAGCUCUACUUACAUUCUGCAAAAGACAAAACUAUUGGGGGGAAAACAUAUCAGCGUUUUCCAGGGCUACAAGUGGGAAACGCUGUUGUUCACAAAUGGGCAGGAGGGAAGUUUUAGGGGGGAUGGGAAUAUUCUAUAUCUUUGAUUGUGGUGAUGAUUACAAUGGCUGCUCACAUUUGUCAGACUCUUAGAAGUACACACUAAAAAUGGUGAAUUUUACUGUAUGUCAAUUAAUCCUAAAUAAACAUAACUUAAAAUUC